CUGAUUGGUCGACAAGUUGAUCGUUUAACUGACUGCCUGAAUAAAUGGCAGACAAACACCCACACAUUGACUAAAUAAAGGCGGGAUAAAAUAAUUCGAAUCAGUCAGUCAGCAUUUAUAAUACAUACAUUUGUACAUAGAAAUACUAGCAUACUACAAAAGUAUAUAAAUUUCAAGAAAACGCAUAUACUUUAAUACACAGUGUGUAAUAAUUGUCUUAUAAUAAUCAUUGAUUUGAUUUGAUUGACAGUUUCCAAUGGCAACCUGUUCAUUAAAACAAAGGAUUACCUCAUUGAAUACUGAAUAUAAUACAUAUAUAUAUUGAGCAUUGAACAGAGUGGAGCUUGAACGUUACAUUGUGUCGACAUUAUACACUGGAAUAUAUUUGGUUCACCAUGAAUACAUGAGUGAAUGAUUACAUCACACAGUAUUAUAUACUGUUAUUACUACUACGACUAAUAAUAAUAAAAAAAAUAAAACUUAUUUAAAAAUGCAUACUGAUAUAAAUAUUCUAAAUCAAUCGAAUACACCAAAUUUAACGUCAUUAAUUGUUCGUGAACGUUUAAAAAAUUGUGUAUUAAAUAAGCGUAAAAGUAAAGAACAAGGUAUUGGAGUGGUGAACACGCUAUCAAAUCAUCAACAAGAAAGUCAAAUACAAACAGUUAAAUGUAAAAAUAAUAAUGCCAACAAUACUACUACUGAUAAAGAUAUUCAGUAUAAUAAUAAUAAUGAUAAUAAUAAUAAGAUAUCAGAUUUAAAUUUUAACGAAAAUAAUCUGGAGAAAAUAGAACACAGUAAUCUAAAUGAUUGUAUUACUCCAUUGACAAUCGAUAUUGGAAGGUUAUCCACUGGGAGUAGUACCAAUGUAACUAAUCCGAUGAAAUCUACAUUAUCCCAAUGUAAUAAUAAUAGUAGUAAUAAUAGUAGUAGUAUUGACGAUAAUAAUGAUACUAAUAAUGCGAUAAGUAUUACUAAUAGUAAUAGUAAUAAUAAUAAUAGUGGUAGUAGUCAGACAGCUCAACAAGUGUUCGGCUCAUUUCAAGAAAAUGAAGCACACUACAUAAAUUUUCAAAGUUUACAAACAUCAAUUCUAGGAAGUGGUAUUUGUGGAAAUUUAAUUGGACAAACUGACAAUACUACUCCGCCUCUACGACAUCCUCAUCUCAGCCAGCAUCCACAACAACAUCCACUUCGACAGCAAUCCCAACAAAGAACAACAAGUAGUGAAAAUCUGCGUAAAACUGUAUCUGAGCCAAGUUUAAAAAUGCGUAGCGGUUCCGGCGGUGUACAAAAGUAUCGUUAUAAACCAGAUCGUCGACAUUUUGGUGCAAAUUCAGCAACAGCUGCUGUCGCGGCAGCAGCAAUGGUUGCCUCGAAUGAUCCAUUAUCUGUGGUCGGAUUUUGGCCUCAAUUGACGUCAGCAUUUCAACAUGCUAAUUUCAGUAUGCAAAAGUCUACUGGGAAAAAAUCCGCCUCAUCGUCAUUAUUGUUAUUACAACAACAACAACAACAACAGAACCAAUAUCAACAACAGCAGCAACAACAACAAGGUCAUGCUCAAAGUCAACUGCAACAACACCAACACCAACGCCAACAUCAACGCCAAGAUACCAGUAGUAAUCCAUGUUUAAGCCAGACAAAUGAUGACUUGAAUCUAUCGGAAUCUGAAGCCCAGUGUCUGACUCAACCAUUAUUACCAUUGUCAAAAACCCUACAAGAUAUUAUACUGGCUGAAUUUCUUAAAUCAAAUCAGUUAAGUGGUCAGAAUAAUUCUACUUCUACUACAAAUACUACUACUAAUACUACUAAUAACCAAGAAUUAUUAGAAACGAUCAAUUCUUAUUGUCCUAAUCCACAAGGCAUUGAAUCAAUUAACUCGCUGAAUGAUAUCCCUAUGAAUCCGUGUAUAUUCAAUUCGACAAUAAGUGGAUCUUGUGCAAGUCUACCGAAUUUAACAGCACAAUUUCAACGAUCGAAUCAAAAGAGCGCUAAUACUCAUAAUAAUAGUAAUACUAAUCCAAAUACGAAUAAUAAUAAUAAUAAUACAACGACACCGACAACCUUACCAACAAAUAAAUCAACGCCUACAACUCAUAAUGUCACUGGAUCAAGUUUCGAUUCGAAUGAUUUGAGUCAGUUAGACACAACUAUGUCGGAUGUCAACAAUUCGACGGAUAUUCAAGAAGAAUCGAAUGUUGAAUUAAAUUAUAAUGCACAAAUGCAUACAGCGACAACACCACCAACAACAACAACGAAUAACAAUAAUAAUAAUAAAUUGUUUCAUUUAUUCCCAUACCGUCGACAUCAAUCGCUUGGAUUAAUUAGUCGAACAAGAUCUGCUCCGUUGAGUUUAGCUACCGGGUACUCAACAAAUCGGCACUACCAUCAAUUACACAAUUUCACCGGAGUACACAAUUCAAUGAAUUCAUCAACUUCAGUUACAUCAGCAGCGAAUAUUCUGGCUAUGGAAGCGGCAGCAGCCUCAAAUUUCGCCAGUCAACAACAAAUAUCAAAUACAUCAAAUCAAUUAAUUACGGAGCAAGAUCUAUCAGAGUUGAAUAAAAAUGUUCAAUCCGAUGGAGAGGUGUCAUCAAGGAGUAAAGUUGUCUUACAGUUACGUAAAAAAAUAUUAGAAAGAUCAGAAUUUUUAACAUCAGAUCGUUCAGGCGCAAGCAGUUUAGAUUCAACUUCAUCUUUGUCUAGAACGUUGAAUCAAUCAAAUGGUCGUGGAAAUCCCCUACUAGAAAGAACAGCAUCCAGUCCUGUCGUGAAUAUGGCACCAACUUUAAGACCUGAAACUGUACCUGAGGCAACAUUCACAACAGUUUUAGCCUACGAUUUAGGCAUGCUUGCACAUCAUUGUACCUGUCAGACAGACGCUAAUCAUCCAGAGAAUCCACAACGGCUAAUUUCUAUUUGGCAAAGACUUCAACAAACUGGUUUAGCUGCUCAAUGUCAUCAUCAACCAGGAAGGCUACUAUUCGGAAGUAAUCCAGCCAGUAGAUGUCGAAUUGAUCCAACACUUUUAGCUACUGUACGUCUGUGUAGAUUAGCCUGUGGUGGUGUUGGUGUCGACUCGGAUACUGCUUGGCAUACAGCUGGUCAUACAGCGCAUGCAGCUCGGCUAGCAGCUGGCUGUGUUGUUGACUUGGCCUGUCGUGUUAUGCUAGGUCAGUGUCCUAAUGGUUUCGCUUUGGUACGACCACCAGGACAUCAUGCAGAACCUGGUCAAGCCAUGGGAUUUUGUUAUUUUAAUUCAAUAGCAAUAGCAACUAAAAGAGUUCAAUUCCUUGGAUCAACAACACUUAAACCAACAUUGAAACCAAGAAUUCUUAUCGUCGAUUGGGAUAUUCAUCAUGGUAAUGGGACACAAACAGUCUUCUAUACUGAUCCAACUGUACUGUAUAUAUCAUUGCAUAGACAUGAUGAAGGUGGAUUCUUUCCUGGUACUGGAUCACCUGAAGAAAUUGGUGCUGGUCCUGGUGAAGGAUUUACAAUCAAUAUUGCUUGGCCAUCCGGCAUAGUAAUGUCUGACGCUGAAUACCUAGCAGCAUUUCGUUUAAUUGUCCUACCUGUUGCCUGUGAAUUUCAACCAAGUCUUGUCUUGGUGUCAGCUGGAUUUGAUGCAGCGCCUGGACAUUCAGCUAAUCUUGGCGGUUAUUCUGUUAGUCCAGCAGCUUUUGGUUGGAUGACACGAUUGUUGUCUGUUGAUCGAAUAGCUAAUUCUAAAGUGGUUCUAUCUUUAGAAGGUGGUUAUGAUUUGAAUAGUCUUUGCGACUGUACAGAGGCUUGUGUUCGAGCCCUGUUACAGUCAGCUGCAGAAAUCAAUGAAAAGAAUUCUGUACCGAUUAGUGUUCCUGAUCUACUUCCAUUGAAGCAGACAGAAAUGGAUCGUGUACCACAUCCUGCAGCUAUACAAACUUUAUUAAGGGUAGCACAUUUACAUUCAUCUUACUGGAAUUGUUUCUCUAAAGAAAUUACGACGGAAUAUGCAUCGUUACCAGCGAGUAGAUGGUUACCGACAGUAUUUGAAAAUUCAUCGAAACUGAAAGAUUAUGCGAUUCAACAACAACAACAGGAGAUCAUACAUCCUUAG
This is a messenger RNA of Trichobilharzia regenti, 4096 nucleotides long. The record is from the annotation of a GenBank genome assembly. Lineage: Eukaryota; Metazoa; Platyhelminthes; Trematoda; Strigeidida; Schistosomatidae.